Messenger RNA from Diachasma alloeum, 2115 nucleotides. It is a transcript of the gene Ir116, whose product is annotated as glutamate receptor ionotropic, kainate 2. Gene Ontology annotation, molecular function: glutamate-gated receptor activity. The transcript has 8 exons. NCBI's taxonomy places the organism in Eukaryota, Metazoa, Arthropoda, Insecta, Hymenoptera, Braconidae. The record is from RefSeq and is a predicted model, not a curated record. Gene Ontology annotation, cellular component: membrane. Bases 73 to 1980 code for a protein of 635 amino acids.
CCGGAACAGUUUGUAUCACGAAAUCAACGUUCUCGCGGUAUUUAUAGCUGAAAAUAAUUGAGCUCAGGAGGAAUGAAUUUAUUUGUGUUCCUGCUUUACAUUUCCAUUGUAAUGUCUACCGUGAAUUUUUUGAAGGCAAAAAAACGGGUGACGUAUUAUGGUUCUCUAAUUAAGGAUAUUUAUGAGGAAUAUCGUACUGGAGGGAUAAUUAUAGCAAUGCCGGACAAUACUCGGACACGCUUCGCAAGACUAACGAGAGCAUAUGAAAUUUCUAGAAGCCUCUCUAGGGAUGAGAUACCCUCGAUCGCCGUCAAAUUUGAAACAUUCAAAGAGAGAUUAGCUUCCUACACCGACAGAAUUUUCCGCCCUCUCGUUGUAAUUGGAUUUUAUAAAAUGGUAGAAGUUUACACCUUUCAGCAGAUCGCUAAGGAUCUUAUCAUGGGCUAUCCCGUGUGGCUGAUAAUUUUCGCUGAAAAUGCAGAUGCAGAUGUCUGUGAAUAUUGCCGGAAUCCUCAUGGAAAUUUAUUCAAUUUGAAAUUCGACUCGGAAGUACUCGUUUUGUGCUGCGACUCGGGCAUUAUCAAUGAAUGGUGGUCUACAACGGUUAAUCGGACCGAGAGGAAGGAGAUCGGACGGUGGAUCGGUGAGGAUCCGGGGAGAUAUUGGUUUAAUCAUGGAUCUAUUUACGGCCGUCGAAAGUCUCUGGAGGGACGCGAGCUACGGGUGACUGCUGCCAAGGGAUCCGCUUAUAUCUGGAAAGAAAACGGAAAGUACACUGGAUUUUUCGGGGAAAUUCUCAACGAAUUAUCUACAACAAUGAAUUUCACGAUAUCAGAAGUCACUCCGACAGAUGGUUUCGGAAGUUUGAAUCCAGAAACGUCAGAGUGGAGCGGUGUUAUUGGAAGGAUUCAUCGGAAUGAAGCUGAUAUCGGGGUUUCUCCAAUGGCUAUGACUCAUUCGCGACUCAAUGCGGUUGAUUUUACGAUACCCAUGUUCUCUGGAAAGUCAAGAUUGUACGUGAGAAAGCUCGACGGUGCUCGCGUUCAAUGGCAAGCCUAUUUCAAGGCAUUUGCUGUGGAUGUAUGGAUGGUUGUCAUUGGAUUGAUCCUCAUAAUGCCUCUCUUUUUGACUCUCAUCAGAUACAGAAGGGGAAAUCAUCUGUUGUCUCAGGUCAUGGAGCACUAUUCCAAUGUCUGGGGUAUUUACUGUCAACAGGGAUUGUCAAGAUUUCCAGAUGAAAUAUCCUUGAGAAUAGUUUAUCUAUCUAUAUUCAUAUCAGCGGUGGUCAGCGCUAGUGUUUACUCUGCAUCGUUGGUCAGCUUUCUCACUGUCUUCUCUUCGUAUUCGCCAUUCAACACGAUGGAAGAAUUUGCCUCGGACGGUACUUAUGGACUUGUCGUGUUGAAAAAUAGUGCGCAAUAUGACAUGUACAAGAAUUCUAAGGACGCAUUCAGGAAGAGGAUGAUGUCUCUCAUGGCACCUGAAGAGUCACUACCUUCUAGUUUAGCUGAGGGAUUUAGACGGGUUUGCCAGGAGAGAGUUGCGUUUGAAACGAAUGAAGCCAUUAGGAAAACUAUGGCCCACUCAAUAUUUUGUGAAAUAACGGCCAUCGAUACUAAAACUAUUGAAACAUUUGGAAUGAUCACACCACGACGAAGCGAAUACCUCGAAUUUAUCAAUUAUCGUAUCCGGCAGUUUGAAUUGAACGGAGUAUUUCGGCGAUUGAAGAACAAGUACUUCACAAAACCACGUGAAAAUAAAAUUGAUUAUCCAAAAGUGCACGUUGAAGGAGUCAAACCGAUCUUACUCACACUGGCCAGUGGCUUUUUAAUUACUCUCAUUAUUUUCAUAAUCGAACUACUCUUCAGUUGGAUUCAAAACAAGUUACAGAGGAGGGAAAAACAAAGAGUUAUUCAACAACAAACCAAAUAUUUUCGUUUUUCUCAUAGGGCAAAAAGUGAAAUUUACUUCAUUCUCUAGUAUUUCUCGUGUCUGCGCUGCGGGUGUAAUUUUCUUCUCUCAAUAAAAUUCGAUGUUUAUACCGAGGAAAAAUUCAUCUAUUAUUUAUUGCGUUCAAUCCGAUGAUCCGCUGUUGACAUAAUUCCCUGUGAAUAA